Messenger RNA from Aphanomyces astaci, 1164 nucleotides. RefSeq lists its product as hypothetical. The coding region runs from base 233 to 718 and encodes 161 amino acids. The transcript has a single exon. NCBI's taxonomy places the organism in Eukaryota, Oomycota, Saprolegniomycetes, Saprolegniales, Verrucalvaceae. The record is from RefSeq and is a predicted model, not a curated record.
AUUCAUAGUGUAUAUAUCGUCAUCUAAGUUUGAACAUCAUCAUGUGUGCGGAAGGGUCGCGCCUUUUCUGGCGCCGCCAGACACGUGGCGGGCGGCGGCGGUCAGGGGUUUGUCGGCUGUGGGUUUCUUCAUCUCCUUGGAUGACAAUGACGGCAAUGAUGACGGCGUGGUCGCUUUCAGGAUGUGAAAGUACUUGAGGGUGAUACGCGCAUCGCGCAGUGCGGGGGUCUGCAUGAUGGCUUGGACGUACGCGUCCAUGAGGGCGCGGCCGUGCUGUCGGUCCUGCUUCUUCGUGUACGGCAACGACGGGCAGCCGACGCCGACGGCGGCGGCAUGGGAUUCCAGCGCGUCGUUGAACUUGGCCACUUGGAGCCGAUCGCGAAUGAUGUCGAAGUUGCGGCCGGCGUUCAGCAAUUCGUCGUCAAACACGGUCACGGAGAACUCAAACUUGUCUUCGAUGGGAAAGAACCGCUUGACUGUGACUGUGAAUGGACCGGGAGGGGUAUCGUCCUGGUUGUUGGACUCGAUCGAGUGCUCCGAAGAUGACGAGAACGAAUGGACGGUGCGAGUCUUGAUGGACAGCACAUCUGGCAAAGUCGGGUCGGUGUUGUUGUUGCUGCUGUCGCCAUCUUGGCUGGUGGCGGCGUCGGGCGGACUGUCGUCCACGGCAGGUUGUUCUUCUAAUGUAUCGUCAGUACUCACGGAGGACGCGACGUGAUCUGGCCUUUCGUCGUCUGCAUCGUCGUCAUACGGCAGAGUCGGAAUACCGCCAAUGCUGGACCCACUUUGGACAGACGUGGCUGCGGCAGAGACACCAGGGACUCGCGGGGUCGCCACAAACGAAUCAAAGAACCGAGACAUAUACGGCGUGCGAGGCGUCGAUGAAGUCACCGAGUCCAUCGUGGUAGCUCGUUUCUUGGAGAGGAGAGAAUCGACAAGGUCGCCGUCGUGGGAGACCCGACUGCUCGCGUUGCCAAACAUUUCGUGUUCGCCUAGCGACUGGUAGAAGUGCGAGUCGGACAUACUAGGUGUCGAAGGCACUUGUUCCGGCGCUCUGGCGCUGCGCUUGAACACGUGGCUUGGCUCGGUGUCCGCAGUGCCAAGACAGCAACUCACAACUUGCCCCAUCAAUCUUCGACGGAAUAUAUCCAAAUGCUGUAGGUC